AUGGCGCCGAAGAAGAAAGGCGGGCGUGGUGGACGUCGAGGCGGCCUGUCCAGUGACGAUGAUUUCGAUUCAAAAAAACCCGUUCCGACUCUGACCGCUGCUGAUGCCGCUGACUCUGACUCGAGCGAGGAGAGCAGUAGCGAGGAAGAAGCUCGGCCCCGUGGGGGCGCCAGCCGGUUCGCCGUCGCCGUUUCCAGCAGCGACUCCGACAGCGAUGACGACAGCAAUGACGGAAGCGACUCCGACAGCGAUGACGGAAGCGAGAGCGAUAGUGACGGCGGAAGCGAUGACGACAGCGAGGAAGACGAGAAGUCGCGAGGAGGGAAGGCGGCGUCCACGCAGUCCCGGAAGAAGGGGCAUGCGGGGCGAAGGAAGGCCGAAUCGUCUUCGUCCCCCUCCGAAAGCGAAGACGAAAGCGAGUCCAGUGACGAUGAGCCCAAGGGGAAGAAGGGAGCAGGCAAGGCAAAGCCGGCAAACAAGUCUGGUGAUUCAGACAAGGAGUCAAAGUCGCCGCCCCGAGCUGCAGGAAAGGCGAAGGCUUCGCCCAAGAUGUCCCAGGGGAAAGGCAAAAAAGGGAAACAGGUAGACGAGGACUUGGAUGCGCUUCUCGAGGAAGUGGGAGCGACUGGGCCUGCCCCGGCGCAAACAGAGAAGGCUGCCAAAAAAGGAAAGAAGGGCAAGAAAGAGGACGACGACCUCGAUGCUCUUCUCGCGGAACUGGAAACGCCGGCGAAGAAGGGAGCGGCGUCCGUCUCUCCUGCCGCUCCGUCUCCCGCAACUGCUCCAGACGAGAAAAAGAAGCCGGAGGAAGACAAGGGCGCCGCGUCUGACGAAGAGGCGGAGAGCCCAGAGCCAGCAGCAGCCGCCGGCGGUCUGACGAAGAAUCAGUUGAAGAAACAGAAGAAGAAGCAGGCGGCGCAGAAGAAAGUCGCUCAGAAGAAGGACGACAGCGAUGAAGAAUCGAAGCCGGCUCCUGCCGCGAAGAAGGGCCCUCUGAGCGCGGCAGCGCGCGCUGCUCAGGAGCGUCUUCGGUUACUCAAGGAAGAAGAAGAACGCCAGAAGAAGGAAGACGAGGAGCGGAAGCGACAGGAAGAAGAACAAAGAAAACGCGAGGCCGAGGAGGAGAAGAGACGACAGGAGGAGAGAGCGCUGAAGGAGCAGAAGCGGGCUGAGAGGAAGCAGAGACUGAAGGAAGAAGGGAAGUUGCUGAGCUCCAAAGAGAAGAAGGAGAGGGAGCGACAACAAGCCUUCCUGCGGCAGCUGCAGGAGCAAGGCAUCGUGAUUGGAGAUGAGGAGCGGGGCGAAGACGGCGAAAAGCGGAAGAAGAGCUCACGGGCUGUCGAUGGGAAAAAGAAGAAGAAGAGGGACAAGACAGAGGCGCAGGAGGCCGCCGAGGAAUCGGAGGAGGCUCGGAAACGCGAGGAGCAAGAGCAGAAAGAAGAGAAACGCAACGAGGCAGAACCAGCACAUGAAAACUGGGAAGAGCUCCUCGACGAGUUGGACGAUGCAGGCGACUCUGUGGACUCAAAGGCGCGUGCCGCCGAAAAGGACCAGCAGUCGCAAAAGGCGAAGAAAGGUGUCGUGAACGCCCGACAAAGAGCGGCGAUGGAAGCCGCCGCAGCCGCAGAGGCUGCCGCUGCGGCCGAGAAGAAGAAGAAGGAGGAAGACGCAGCCGUGAGAGCAGAAGAAGAGAAGAAGAAAAAGAAGGAAGUCGAACUUCGAUCUCCCAUUGUUUGCAUUCUUGGACAUGUCGAUACAGGCAAGACGAAACUGCUGGACAAGAUUCGCCACACGAAUGUGCAGGACAACGAGGCAGGAGGUAUCACGCAACAGAUUGGUGCCACGUACUUCCCCCCCGAAGCCCUCAUUGAACAGUGCAGAAAGUUCAGCAAGCAAGAUUUGCGGUUGCCUGGUCUCCUGAUCAUCGACACUCCGGGGCACUCUUCCUUCACGAAUCUCCGCGCUCGUGGGUCUUCGCUCUGUGACUUGGCGAUUGUCGUGGUGGACAUUAUGCACGGCAUGGAGCAGCAGACGCGCGAAUCUCUGGAGCUGCUGAAGCAGAAAAAGUGUCCCUUCAUCAUUGCUCUCAACAAAAUCGAUCGGCUCUACGGAUGGAACAGCGUUCCGUGGCAACACGACAUUCCCAAGCACCUGGGCUCGCAAGGAUCCAGCACGAAGGACGAAUUCGACAGACGCGCUGCUGAGGCGAUCACACAGCUCCAAGAGGAAGGCUUCAACUGCAGGCUGUACUGGGAGAACGAAGACGUUCGAAAGAAUGUCUCUGUCGUCCCAACCUCUGCGGUCACCGGCGAGGGCGUGCCCGACCUGCUCAACCUGGUUGUCCAGGUCAACGAAACCCUCAUGCAACGCACCAUCGCCAAGGAAGCAGUCGACAGCAGACUCGCGCGCGGCGAGCGGCAGCUCCAGUGCACCAUUCUCGAAGUCAAGGCCAUUGACGGCUUGGGUACGACGAUCGACGUCAUUUUGGUUCAUGGGACGCUGUACGAAGGAGACAAGAUUGUGGUGUGCGGCAUGAGCGGACCGAUUGUCACGACCAUUCGAGCGCUCCUGACGCCUCAGCCUCUCAAGGAGCUGCGCGUCAAGGGCGAGUACAUUCAACACUCGUUCAUUCAAGCGGCGAUGGGAGUGAAAAUCUCCGCACCGAAUCUCGAAGAAGCCGUUGCCGGAACGAGUGUGUUUGUAGUCGAAGAAGACGAUGACAUUGAAGAUCUUAAGGAGGAGGUCAUGAGCGACAUGGGGUCUAUCUUCAAAUCUGUCGAUCGAAGUGGGAGCGGCGUCUACGUCAUGGCAAGCACUCUGGGAAGUUUGGAAGCACUUCUUGUUUUCCUCCAAGAGAGCAAAAUCCCCGUUUUUGGCGUCAACAUUGGCACCGUCCAGAAGAAAGACGUGAAGAAAGCGAGCAUCAUGAGAGAAAAAGGACGCCCGGAUCUGUCCGUUAUUCUCGCCUUCAACGUCAAGGUGGAUCCUGAAGCGGAGAAGGAGGCCAAGACUCUGGGCGUGAAAAUCAUGACUGCAGAGAUUAUCUAUCACCUUUUCGACGAGUUCACGGCGUACUUCCAGAGCAUGAAAGAAGAGAAAAAGAAGGAAGUCGCGCAGGAGGCCAUUUUCCCCUGCAUCCUGGGUGUGCUCCCCCAGUACAUCUUCAACAAAAAGGAUCCCCUGAUUCUUGGUGUCGCAGUUGAGGAAGGCAUCCUCAAAGUCGGCACGCCUCUCUGCGUUCCCGACAAGGGGGAUCUCCGGAUCGGCCGCGUGGUGUCCCUGGAGGUGAACAAGAAGCCGUGCGACAAGGCGACGAAGGGCCAGGAAGUGUGCGUGAAGAUCGCUGGCGAGCCGAACGUGAUGAUUGGUCGCCACUUCGACGCGAAAAACAAAAUCGUCAGUCGCCUCACGCGCGAUUCGAUUGACUGUUUGAAGGAGCAUUUCCGCGACGACAUGUCCAAGGACGACUGGAAAACGGUCAUCCAUUUGAAGAAGAUUCUCGGCAUUCAGUAG
Molecule: messenger RNA, 3513 nt
Organism: Neospora caninum
Lineage: Eukaryota; Apicomplexa; Conoidasida; Eucoccidiorida; Sarcocystidae
Product: GM14051, related
Exons: 15
Coding region: 1-3513 (1170 amino acids)
Molecular function (GO): GTPase activity; translation initiation factor activity; GTP binding
Source: RefSeq, a predicted model, not a curated record